This is a messenger RNA of Closterium sp. Naga37s-1, 5637 nucleotides long. The record is from the annotation of a GenBank genome assembly. NCBI's taxonomy places the organism in Eukaryota, Viridiplantae, Streptophyta, Zygnematophyceae, Desmidiales, Closteriaceae.
AUGCUCACCCCUAUUCCUCCUCACUCUAGCACCUUCGCCACGCUCACCCCUAUUCCUCCUCACUCUAGCACCUUCGCCACGCUCACCCCUGUUCCUCCUCACUCUAGAACCUUCGCCACGCUCACCCCUAUUCCUCCUCACUCUAGCACCUUCGUAAUGCUCACCCCUAUUCUUCCUCACUCUAGCACCGUCGUAAUGCUCACCCCUAUUCCUCCUCACUCUAGCACCUUCGCCACCCUCACCCCUAGUCCCCCUCACUCUAGCACCUUCGCCACGCUCACCCCUAGUCCUCCUCACUCUAGCACCAUCGCCACGCUCACCCCUAUUCCUCCUCACUCUAGCACCUUCGCCACGCUCACCCCUAUUCCUCCUCACUCUAGAACCUUCGCCACGCUCACCCCUAUUCCUCCUCACUCUAGCACCUUCGCCACCCUCACCCCUAUUCCUCCUCACUCUAGCACCUUCGCCACGCUCACCCCUAUUCCUCCUCACUCUAGCACCUUCGCCACACUCACCCCUAUUCCUCCUCACUCUAGCACCUUCCACCUUCGCACGCUCACCCCUAUUCCUCCUCACUCUAGCACCUUCGCCACGCUCACCCCUAUUCCUCCUCACUCUAGCACCUUCGCCACGCUCACCCCUAUUCCUCCUCACUCUAGCACCUUCGCCACGCUCACCCCUAUUCCUCCUCACUCUAGCACCUUCGCCACGCUCACCCCUAUUCCUCCUCACUCUAGCACCUUCGCCAACCUCACCCCUAUUCCUCCUCACUCUAGCACCUUCGCCACGCUCACCCUAUUCCUCCUCACUCUAGCACCUUCGCCACGCUCACCCCUAGCCCCCCUCACUCUAGCACCUUCGCAACGCUCACCCCUACACCUUCGCCACGCUCACCCCUAUUCCCCUCACUCUAGCACCUUCGCCACGCUCACCCCUAUUCCCCCUCACUCUAGCACCUUCGCCACGCUCACCCCUAGUCCUCCUCACUCUAGCACCUUCGCCAAGCUCACCCCUAUUCCUCCUCACUCUAGCACCUUCGCCACGCUCACCCAUAUUCCCCCUCACUCUAGCACCUUCCCCACGCUCACCCCUAUUCCUCCUCACUCUAGCACCUUCGCCACACUCACCCCUAUUCCUCCUCACUCUAGCACCUUCGCCACACUCACCCCUAUUCCUCCUCACUCCAGCAACUUCGCCACGCUCACCCCUAUUCCCCCUCACUCUAGCACCUUCGCCACGCUCACCCCUAUUCCCCCUCACUCUAGCACCUUCGCCACGCUCACCCCUAUUCCUCCUCACUCUAGCACCUUCGCCACGCUCACCCCUAUUCCCCCUUACUCUAGCACCUUCGCCACGCUCACCCCUAUUCCCCCUCACUCUAGCACCUUCGCCACGCUCACCCCUAUUCCCCCUCACUCUAGCACCUUCGCCACACUCACCCCUAUUCCUCCUCACUCUAGCACCUUCGCCACGCUCACCCCUAUUCCUCCUCACUCUAGCACCUUCGCCACGCUCACCCCUAUUCCCCCUCACUCUAGCACCUUCGCCACGCUCACCCCUAUUCCCCCUCACUCUAGCACCUUCGCCACGCUCACCCCUAUUCCCCCUCACUCUAGCACCUUCGCCACACUCACCCCUAUUCCUCCUCACUCUAGCACCUUCGCCACGCUCACCCCUAUUCCUCCUCACUCUAGCACCUUCGCCACGCUCACCCCUAUUCCCCCUCACUCUAGCACCUUCGCCACGCUCACCCCUAUUCCUCCUCACUCUAGCACCUUCGCCACACUCACCCCUAUUCCCCCUUACUCUAGCACCUUCGCCACGCUCACCCCUAUUCCCCCUCACUCUAGCACCUUCGCCACGCUCACCCCUAUUCCUCCUCACUCUAGCACCUUCGCCACGCUCACCCCUAUUCCCCCUCACUCUAGCACCUUCGCCACGCUCACCCCUAUUCCUCCUCACUCUAGCACCUUCGCCACGCUCACCCCUAUUCCCCCUCACUCUAGCACCUUCGCCACGCUCACCCAUAUUCCUCCUCACUCUAGCACCUUCGCCACGCUCACCCCUAUUCCCCCUCACUCUAGCACCUUCGCCACGCUCACCCCUAUUCCCCCUCACUCUAGCACCUUCGCCACGCUCACCCCUAGUCCUCCUCACUCUAGCACCUUCGCCAAGCUCACCCCUAUUCCUCCUCACUCUAGCACCUUCGCCACGCUCACCCCUAUUCCCCCUCACUCUAGCACCUUCGCCACGCUCACCCAUAUUCCUCCUCACUCUAGCACCUUCGCCACGCUCACCCCUAUUCCCCCUCACUCUAGCACCUUCGCCACGCUCACCCCUAUUCCCCCUCACUCUAGCACCUUCGCCACGCUCACCCCUAGUCCUCCUCACUCUAGCACCUUCGCCAAGCUCACCCCUAUUCCUCCUCACUCUAGCACCUUCGCCACGCUCACCCAUAUUCCCCCUCACUCUAGCACCUUCGCCACGCUCACCCCUAUUCCUCCUCACUCUAGCACCUUCGCCACGCUCACCCCUAUUCCUCCUCACUCUAGCACCUUCGCCACACUCACCCCUAUUCCUCCUCACUCUAGCACCUUCGCCACGCUCACCCCUAUUCCCCCUCACUCUAGCACCUUCGCCACGCUCACCCCUAUUCCCCCUCACUCUAGCACCUUCGCCACGCUCACCCCUAUUCCUCCUCACUCUAGCACCUUCGCCACGCUCACCCCUAUUCCUCCUCACUCUAGCACCUUCGCCACACUCACCCCUAUUCCCCCUCACUCUAGCACCUUCGCCACGCUCACCCAUAUUCCUCCUCACUCUAGCACCUUCGCCACGCUCACCCCUAUUCCCCCUCACUCUAGCACCUUCGCCACGCUCACCCCUAUUCCCCCUCACUCUAGCACCUUCGCCACGCUCACCCCUACACCUUCGCCACGCUCACCCCUACACCUUCGCCACGCUCACCCCUAUUCCCCUCACUCUAGCACCUUCGCCACACUCACCCCUAUUCCUCCUCACUCUAGCACCUUCGCCACACUCACCCCUAUUCCUCCUCACUCUAGCACCUUCGCCACGCUCACCCCUAUUCCCCCUCACUCUAGCACCUUCGCCACGCUCACCCCUAUUCCCCCUCACUCUAGCACCUUCGCCACGCUCACCCCUAUUCCUCCUCACUCUAGCACCUUCGCCACGCUCACCCCUAUUCCUCCUCACUCUAGCACCUUCGCCACACUCACCCUAUUCCCCCUCACUCUAGCACCUUCGCCACGCUCACCCAUAUUCCUCCUCACUCUAGCACCUUCGCCACGCUCACCCCUAUUCCCCCUCACUCUAGCACCUUCGCCACGCUCACCCCUAUUCCCCCUCACUCUAGCACCUUCGCCACGCUCACCCCUACACCUUCGCCACGCUCACCCCUAUUCCCCUCACUCUAGCACCUUCGCCACGCUCACCCCUAUUCCCCCUCACUCUAGCACCUUCGCCACGCUCACCCCUAUUCCCCCUCACUCUAGCACCUUCGCCACACUCACCCCUAUUCCUCCUCACUCUAGCACCUUCGCCACGCUCACCCCUAUUCCUCCUCACUCUAGCACCUUCGCCACGCUCACCCCUAUUCCCCCUCACUCUAGCACCUUCGCCACGCUCACCCCUAUUCCCCCUCACUCUAGCACCUUCGCCACGCUCACCCCUAUUCCUCCUCACUCUAGCACCUUCGCCACACUCACCCCUAUUCCCCCUUACUCUAGCACCUUCGCCACGCUCACCCCUAUUCCCCCUCACUCUAGCACCUUCGCCACGCUCACCCCUAUUCCUCCUCACUCUAGCACCUUCGCCACGCUCACCCCUAUUCCCCCUCACUCUAGCACCUUCGCCACGCUCACCCCUAUUCCUCCUCACUCUAGCACCUUCGCCACGCUCACCCCUAUUCCCCCUCACUCUAGCACCUUCGCCACGCUCACACCCAUAUUCCUCCUCACUCUAGCACCUUCGCCACGCUCACCCCUAUUCCCCCUCACUCUAGCACCUUCGCCACGCUCACCCCUAUUCCCCCUCACUCUAGCACCUUCGCCACGCUCACCCCUACACCUUCGCCACACUCACCCCUAUUCCCCCACCUUCGCCACGCUCACCCCUAUUCCUCCUCACUCUAGCACCUUCGCCACGCUCACCCCUAUUCCCCCUCACUCUAGCACCUUCGCCACACUCACCCCUAUUCCUCCUCACUCUAGCACCUUCGCCACGCUCACCCCUAUUCCCCCUCACUCUAGCUCCUUCGCCACGCUCACCCCUAUUCCCCCUCACUCUAGCACCUUCGCCACGCUCACCCCUAUUCCUCCUCACUCUAGCACCUUCGCCACACUCACCCCUAUUCCUCCUCACUCUAGCACCUUCGCCACGCUCACCCCUAUUACUCCUCACUCUAGCACCUUCGCAACGCUCACCCCUAUUCCUCCUCACUCUAGCACCUUCGCCACGCUCACCCCUAUUCCUCCUCACUCUAGCACCUUCGCCACGCUCACCCCUAUUCCCUCUCACUCUAGCACCUUCGCCACGCUCACCCAUAUUCCUUCUCACUCUAGCACCUUCGCCACGCUCACCCCUAUUCCUCCUCACUCUAGCACCUUCGCCACGCUCACCCCUAUUCCCCCUCACUCUAGCACCUUCGCCACGCUCACCCCUAGUCCUCCUCACUCUAGCACCUUCGCCAAGCUCACCCCUAUUCCUCCUCACUCUAGCACCUUCGCCACGCUCACCCAUAUUCCCCCUCACUCUAGCACCUUCGCCACGCUCACCCCUAUUCCUCCUCACUCUAGCACCUUCGCCACGCUCACCCCUAUUCCCCCUCACUCUAGCACCUUCGCCACACUCACCCCUAUUCCUCCUCACUCUAGCACCUUCGCCACGCUCACCCCUAUUCCCCCUCACUCUAGCACCUUCGCCACGCUCACCCCUAUUCCCCCUCACUCUAGCACCUUCGCUACGCUCACCCCUAUUCCUCCUCACUCUAGCACCUUCGCCACACUCACCCCUAUUCCUCCUCACUCUAGCACCUUCGCCACGCUCACCCCUAUUCCUCCUCACUCUAGCACCUUCGCCACGCUCACCCCUAUUCCUCCUCACUCUAGCACCUUCGCCACGCUCACCCCUAUUCCUCCUCACUCUAGCACCUUCGCCACGCUCACCCCUAUUCCUCCUCACUCUAGCACCUUCGCCACACUCACCCCUAUUCCCCCUCACUCUAGCACCUUCGCCACGCUCACCCCUAUUCCCCCUCACUCUAGCACCUUCGCCACACUCACCCCUAUUCCCCCUCACUCUAGCACCUUCACCACGCUCACCCCUAUUCCUCCUCACUCUAGCACCUUCGCCACGCUCACCCCUAUUCCCCCUCACUCUAGCACCUUCGCCACACUCACCCCUAUUCCUCCUCACUCUAGCACCUUCGCCACGCUCACCCCUAUUCCCCCUCACUCUAGCACCUUCGCCACGCUCACCCCUAUUCCCCCUCACUCUAGCACCUUCGCCACGCUCACCCCUAUUCCUCCUCACUCUAGCACCUUCGCCACACUCACUCCUAUUCCUCCUCACUCUAGCACCUUCGCCACGCUCACACCCUAUUCCUCCUCACUCUAG